Molecule: messenger RNA, 1302 nt
Organism: Sclerotinia trifoliorum
Lineage: Eukaryota; Fungi; Ascomycota; Leotiomycetes; Helotiales; Sclerotiniaceae
Source: the annotation of a GenBank genome assembly
GGAUUAUCAUAGGCGUCCAUGUAGCCUCCCAGCCUUGAUAUGUACCUAUCCGGCAAAGAAAUCCAGUGAUUUUCUAUUUUCAGAAAAUUUCAGGGAAUGGGAAUCGAGACAUCCAAUCCUUUGGUGUCUCAAGGUUGCUUAAAUAGAAGCGUUUUUCGCACUUUGAUUUCUCUUUUCUCCUCAAGGCUUCAUAUGAAAGGUGAAAUCAGUCUACUUUCUGCCUUGAUUUCAUCGACGACUUCCAACGAUGCCUGAAGAAAACAUGUGGACUGAAUUUUGUGAACGAAUUGAUCUCAAUUUCAGCUUGCAUCUGCAGGUAGAUGCACCUCGAGGACAUCCGCACCUCCUUAAUAUCAAAGGAUACAAGCCGAAGGAGGCUAAGAUCCCGGAAAAUUUGUCUUUGAUUGACGUCUUAGCAACUAUAAUUUUCGAUUGGAACUCCGCAGCGCUCCAUCACCUCCUCAAUAUGGAAAACGAAGAAUUCUAUUGUGAUGCGGAUUGGGAAGAAGAUAGCUUGGACGAUAGUACUCUCGAAAAGCCUGCCAAGUUCGUAUACAUACACCGCUUGGGUGAAUACAUUAGAGUUGCAGUGAGCUUCUUUUAAGGGAAAUGUACAGUGAAAAGCUACUGACUGACCACACAAUCAGAUUGUGGGGACCAAUUCGGACAGCGAGAUUUCUUAUCGAAUUUGUAAUGAAGGAAAAUGGGAGAUGAAAAGCGCUCAAUAUCGUCAACGUAGCGAGUGUAACGAAUAUUACAUCACCGGGCUUCCUGAAUAUUUGGACGAUUGUAAAGAAGUUGAAGAAGAAAUGGCACAAGAUAUGGCUAAGAGGUUUUUGGUGGAGGGUAUCCUAGCAGACACUCAAUUUCCUGUAUACAACUACAUGCCUCAAGCUGAGAGUGCGAAGGAGAAGUCAGAUGGAUGGCGUUCAAAUAAGACCAAAGAUGUCAGACUAGAGUCAAGUGGUGGGAGUAGUCGUGUGAAAAGCUCCGACACUCUGCUGGAGGAAGAGUCAAAUGUGAAGCUCACUAAGCGCAAAGCCCAAGUAUUGGUGCCCCAAAACUCAACUCAAGAACGGGCAGGAUCAUCGAGAAAGAGAAAUCGGGAGGAUUGAUGGCAAGGAUAUCAUCUCAAUUUACAGUGGAAACAAGUUGCGAAUGUGAUUUAAUGGAAUAAAGAUCGAGCAUUGACAUGAAGUGAAUAAGCAUAACGCAGAAGACACAAAUACUAUCACUAUGGUUUGUAUGGAUAGAACACGUUGGUGGUUGAAGCCUUGUUCAACACAUUCGAACCAUUCCAGU